AUGUUUAUCAUAGAAGAUCAGAAACGAAAAAUGAAGUCAAGAGGCCGCAAGGCCCAGUAUGAGACUAAAACAGAGCCCUCAGGUCUCGACUUGCCUGAUAUCUCUCCAUCAAAAGAGAGCAAGAAGAUUUUGGAUAAUUUUUACCCAAAGUCUAUUAAGCAUUACAAAUCACGGUUGAUUUCGGAAUCUGAGUAUACUUCUACUCCAAGACUUCCUCCUACAUCUCGGCAGGUGAGGACAGUCAGGCAGAAAAAGAUGCUAAAAGAGGAGGAAGAGGUAUUUACCAUCAAUACUAGGCAUUCUAAGCUGGAAAGAUACACCUUAAAGGAGCUAUGUCGUCAGAAUAGAUGGAAAGAAGUCCAUAAUUCUAUCACAGGUUCACUUAUAUGGUUUAUGAGUGCCCUUAGAGACAUUGACCUCAAAAUCCUUGCUUAUAAAUAAGUGAUACUUCAAUAGAUACCCAAGGGCUAAUUUAAUUUGCAGAAAAUAGCAAGUUUCAUAGUAUAAUGAGGAAGUACACAAGGUUCUUCCCUGAAGAAUUCGACUUCAUCCCUGAUACAUUCUUACUUCCAGAUGAGUUCAGAGCUUUCAGUCGAAAAUUCAGCAGCAGCCCUGACAAAGUCUUCAUUGCUAAGCCGUCAAUGAGCAAAGGAGGAGAGGGAAUUUUCUUUGUGAAGAAGAAAUAAAGAUGUUUCAAAAGAUGCUCUUAAAUCUGUCAAUUUUGUUGUUCAAGAGUACAUCCAGAACCCUCUACUGCUGGGCAACAAGUUUGAUCUGAGAGUUUACCUCCUGAUCAAAGGAGUAGAUUACCUAGAAGCUUUUGUUGGCUUAGAAGGUAUGGCCAGGUUCUGACCUAAGGAUAAUGGGUCCAAGAGACUUCUCACAAGUGUCUGGAAAGAACUUGAGAAAGAAGGAGUUGAUGUAGACGACAUUUAAAAAGCAAAUAAAAGAUAUAUCUACCAAGAUUGUGCUUGCAUUCCAGCCUCUUCUCGUGAACACCUAUCACACAGAGAUAGGAUUACAGGGAGAGUGAAACACGAAUUGAUUCCACAUCUUCGGGUUUGAUAUCUUAAUCGACUCAGACUAUAAAUGCUGGCUAAUGGAAGUAAAUGCUCAUCCAAGCAUGUGAUAUGUGCACGAACAAGUAUUUAAGGAUGAAGGAGGCAGACCAAGGACUCAUAAAGUUCCAUCAGAUUUAGACAAAUAUCUUAAAACCUUACUUUUGAAAGAAGCUCUAGAUCUUGUAAUUAACAAUGAUGUCUAUGGUAUAAAUAACUUCAAACCGAAAUUUAGUGAGGAUGAGCCCAAAGGUGAAAAGAGCUCAUAUGUGUUUGAAAAAGUAUUCCCACCUGAAGAUGUAGAAAAAUACGCUCCCUUCACUAUUUAUAAUGACAUAAGAGUUCUUUUUGAGCUCCUAGCUGGGUAUAAAAAGCCAAAUAACCUGACUGUAUCCCAAUUCCUAAAGUUAUCUAACUAUCCUGGGAUGAAAACUGAUACUUUCACAAAACCUGAUUACACAAUGCUGUAUCAGAGUUAUAGAAGACGGUCGUGCAAAAAUGAGAUGACUUUGGAUGGAUUCGCAACUGCCUUAGAACAUCUUGCACUAAAAUUAUAUCCAGAAACCCUCAAUACGGAUGAAAGCCAUGAUACAGAUGUUUCUUUACUCAGACUUCGCACCUUAGUCACAGAUGCAAUCACUUACGCUUCGGUAUCUCGGUAAUAUCUUCAAUGAGGUUUAAAA
This is a messenger RNA of Moneuplotes crassus, 1741 nucleotides long. NCBI's taxonomy places the organism in Eukaryota, Ciliophora, Spirotrichea, Euplotida, Euplotidae. The record is from the annotation of a GenBank genome assembly.